AUGACAGCCGGAGUUGACAAAAUUGACCUUUGUCCCAAAACCGAUCUAACGGAUGGCGUAAAGCUCGAGAAAGAGCUUGUGGAAACAGCCGGGUCCAAUAGCAUCACCACGACCAACAAUUUGCUGGUGUCACCCGCCAAGAUCUCGGAGUUGUUGCUGUCAGAAGGACCGUUGGCUAUCCGAUUUAUAACUAAAGCGCUUUGCAAGCAAAUGCCGGGAUUUGCGGAGCUAUCGGCGUCCAAACAGAGAAGACUUAUCAUGGCAGCACUUGAAAUGGGUGACAGGACAAGUUGUGUGGUGUUCACUAAGAUUGGAUGGGGGCAUUGGUCGGCCACUAAAGUCGAGAAUGCAGCCGAUUUUGAUAAGGAACGCGAGGCCACCAACAUUGCCAACAGUAAAAUCAAAGACUUGAUGUCACAAGAACGCCGCAAAAGCAGCUCGGUAUCGCAGACUAGAAAAGUGGAAGCAGCAGGAGCAGCAGGACUCAAACGUGAGCUGGAAUUACGUGGCGGUAGUCGAGCGGCCAUGUUUUUGGACGAAAACGCGCUUGCGUUCGAUGACGAAGAAUACGAUGAUAACGUGGGCGAUUUGGCAGGAAAUCACGACGAAAUUGAUGACGAUAACGACUUUCAUGAUAAUGGCUACGAUUUUUUCAAAAAACGCAAAUCCAGCAUUGUAGUGUAUGCUGAAAACUCACCUCCGGACGAACUAGACCAUGAAGCCGCUGCAUUGCACAGCUCCGCGAGUCUGAGACCCUCUUUAAAGAGUCAUCGUCGCUCAUCCUCAAAAAUACGGUCAGCAUCGGUAAGCAAACGUAGCUCUUUCCGAGGCUCCAAUGCCAGUCUCGAAGCGAUCACGAGACGUCUUUCUUCGCCCGCCAAUGUCAUUGAUAAGCAAAAUACAAAGGUCGCAACGGGCUCUUCAGGGCCAAAAACCGCCAAAGAUGCAGAAACCCGCGGUCGUGAGCCGCGGUUAUCCUUUUCCAAAGAAUCUAGUUUGCGGUCCACUUUACUUUCGCAUGCCAACCACAAGUCAAGUCCCAUACAACGUGCUAUCGAUUCCAGUCAAAAUAAGGAUUUGUCGUACUACAGACUGAACAGUCCAUCUUCAGGAUUAAAUGGGUUGUCCAGCUCGAUUGGCGAAGAUGAUGGUGCUGCCAUCGAAGAAGAUGAGGAUCUCGAUCGUCUCGACGACACGGACGAGGAGGACUGGAAACACAUCGGGGCUGAAUCAUUGAGAAAUAGCAGGGCUACAUCCCAAAUACGUUCACCGCCACAAGUACAGUCCCCGCAUUCACUGGCCACGAACCGGCCCGGGUUGGAACGACAGCCGUCUCAUCUGUCAUUGAGCCCACCCACGCUGCUUGGCGGCUCAGAAUCAAUACCGAAGUCCCAGUCUGCGGCAAAUCUCAAACAGGAGCCUCAGGCCGAGACUCAAGACGCUGCUUUCUUACUGAUGAGCUUGAAGUCAUGA
Lachancea lanzarotensis is the source of this 1473-nucleotide messenger RNA. RefSeq names its product LALA0S03e01750g1_1 (gene STB3). Gene Ontology annotation, biological process: positive regulation of transcription from RNA polymerase II promoter by glucose. Gene Ontology annotation, cellular component: nucleus. The transcript has a single exon. The record is from RefSeq and is a predicted model, not a curated record. The coding region runs from base 1 to 1473 and encodes 490 amino acids. NCBI's taxonomy places the organism in Eukaryota, Fungi, Ascomycota, Saccharomycetes, Saccharomycetales, Saccharomycetaceae. Gene Ontology annotation, molecular function: sequence-specific DNA binding.